Molecule: messenger RNA, 2118 nt
Organism: Colletotrichum orchidophilum
Lineage: Eukaryota; Fungi; Ascomycota; Sordariomycetes; Glomerellales; Glomerellaceae
Product: glutamate-cysteine ligase
Exons: 6
Coding region: 1-2118 (705 amino acids)
Biological process (GO): glutathione biosynthetic process
Cellular component (GO): glutamate-cysteine ligase complex
Molecular function (GO): glutamate-cysteine ligase activity
Source: RefSeq, a predicted model, not a curated record
AUGAGUGGGAAGCUGAGGGCACUUGGAACCCCUCUCGACUGGCCAGAGGCCAAGAAGAGUGCUGGAAAGGUCCGCGAGUGGGGUAUCAAGCAACUCUUGGAGAUAUGGAACAAGGCAAAGAGCAAAGAGCGUGAUGCCUUGCUCUGGGGAGAUGAGGUCGAGUAUCUGGUCGUGACCUACUCAGAGGAUGAGCCAAAGGUCCGUCUGUCUCUCAGACAAGCCGAGAUUCUCACAGCACUCGCCGAGAGCCCCGAUCUCGCCAAGGAGGGCGGCUGCGUGCCAGAGCUCCAGGAAGUCGCAAGAGAGCAGUCAUCAGUCACCCUUCCCGUCUUCCACCCGGAAUUCGGCCGCUUCAUGCUCGAGGCCACCCCCGGGAAACCCUGGGGUAUCGGCUUCAAGGAGCUCCUCGACGUCGAGCCCGACAUGAAGCUCCGCCGCAAGAUCGCAAAGGACCACAUGCAUUCCAACGAGUACCCCAUCACCCUCACAACCUUCCCCCGCAUCGGCUGCCCCGGCGACUUCACAGAGCCCUACUACCCGCCCUCGGGCCCCAAACUGCGCUCCCAGUUCGUCCCCGACGAGAUCGCCAACCCGCACAUCCGCUUCCCCACCCUCGCCGCCAACAUCCGCUGGCGCCGCGGCCGCAAAGUUCAGGUCAACGUCCCCGUCUUCCACGACGUGAACACGCCCAAGCCCUGGAGGGACCCCACCGUCAACCGCGACCUGCACAACUGGCCCGAGGACGACGACGUCCGCAACGGCGCCGCGCCCGACAACUUUAUCCACAUGGACGCGAUGGCGUUCGGCAUGGGCAGCUGCUGUCUGCAAAUCACCUUCCAGGCCAAGAACAUCACCGAGGGCCGCAAGAUGUACGACCAGCUCAGCCCGCUGGGCCCCAUCAUGCUCGCCUUGACGGCUGCCACGCCCGUGUAUAAGGGGUUCCUGGCCAACACCGACGUGAGAUGGAAUCAGAUCAGCCGAGCCGUGGACUGCAGAACCCCAGAAGAACUCGGAGAAAAGCCCCUGAAAAACGACCGCUGGCGCAUUCCCAAAUCCCGCUACGCCUCAAACUCGACCUACAUCUCCACCGACCCGCGCCUCCGCCAGGAGUACCUCGACCCGAACCUCGUCAUCGACGAGGACAUCAAAGCCAAGCUCAUGGACGGCGGCAUGGACGACCGCCUCGCGACGCACUUUGCCCACCUCUUCAUCCGCGACCCCAUUGUCGUCUUCGAAGAGGACCUCCAGGAGCUCGACCUCGCCAAGACGGACCACUUUGAGAACCUCCAGUCCACAAACUGGCAGCACAUGCGCUUCAAGCCCCCGCCCGCCGACAACAGCAUCGGCUGGCGCGUCGAGUUCCGCCCCAUGGAGAUCCAGCUCACCGACUUUGAAAACGCCGCCUUCUCCGUCUUCAUGGUCCUCGUCACCCGCGCCAUCCUCUCCUUUGACCUCAACUUUUACAUACCCAUCACCAAAGUCGACGAGAACAUGGAGCGCGCCCACACCGUCGACGCCGUCCUGAAAGAAUCCUUCUUUUUCCGCAAAAACCCCUUCCCCAGCCGCCAGGUCCGCGUCAACCCCAACCUCAACCAGGGCCAGGGCCAGGGCGGCGACGACUCGAGACCCGGCUCGCGGCCCGGCUCAGCAGUCCCAAGCCGUCCCCCUACGCCCGUCGGCCCCGUCGAGGACGAAUACACCGAGAUGACAGUCAACGACAUCAUCAACGGCAGCUCAGACGGCGAAUUCCCCGGCCUCAUUCCCCUCGUGGAGAGCUACCUCGACAGCGUCAACGUCGACGUCCAGACCCGCUGCGAGCUGGACACGUACCUGCGCCUCAUCAGCCAACGCGCCAGCGGCAAGCUGGACACGGCGGCCCGCUGGCUGCGCAACCUCAUCGACGUUCACCCGGGCUACAAGCACGACAGCGUCGUGGGCGAGGACGUGCAAAAGGACAUCAUCGCGGCCGUCAUCGCCAUUGGCGAGCGGGAGACGGCUGGCACGGGCUUCACCGGGCUGGACAUUCACGGCCUCCCGAAGCUGCUCGGAAGCUUCCGCCGAGGCUGCGGUGAACCGGAAGUUUCGCCUCGGAAGAGGAAACAUUCUGAGCAGGCUUAA